AUGGCCUCCGUCAAUGAGAUUGCUAUCCGUACCUCUAUCGCCGCCGUCCACAAUGGCUCCCACCUCCGUGUCUACGAGACAGACAUUGAAGGUAAAAUCCGCGAGACCCAAUAUGAGGGCAGGUGGACGGGCGGUACCUCCUCAAACGUAAUUGGAAGCGGUAGGAUUGGUACCCCCGUUUCCGCAACCUCCCUGGGCCUAAGCAGCAUCCGCGUAUACUUCAUCGGUGCCGACAGCAAGGUCCACGAAUCUUGCUACGACAGCGGUCGUUCUUGGUACAACGGUGCCUUGACUGAAAAAGGAUUCGCUGUGGCCCCAUACUCUGGGAUCUCUGGUGUCUAUCUUGACAACCAUAGCGUCCUCCGCGUCUACGGGCAGCUUGCAAACAACACGAUUCAAGAAUGGUGCUGGGAUAACAAUGGAAAGGGUUGGACGACUGGUACCAACUUUGGUGCUGCUCUGCCGGGCACAUCUAUUGCUGCCACCUCGUGGGGCAACGGGUCACCCCAUCACUACAUCCGGCUCUACUACCAAGACACCAACCUUAACAUCAUCGAAAAGGCCUGGGAUGGCACGGGCUGGUACACCGGCGGCCUACACUUCUCUAACGGUGUCACCCGCACGACUCUGGGCGUGACUUCAUGGAGCGAAGGCAGUUCUGUUAAGGGCAUCCGCCUUUACUACAGCGCCCCGUCCAACGUCAUCAAGGAGAAGGCCUGGGAUGGCAACGGCUGGUACGAUGGCGGCUUCUCCCAGCCAUCUGUCCCCGCCUCCAAUGUCGCUGCCCUCCCCCUACCCGUGCUUCGGGUUUACCUUCAGAACGGCACUCAGGGCACCGCUGUCACAGAGUUUGCUUGGAAUGGAGGCUGGGUUGUCGGCCAUUCUGCUCUGCCUCCCGCUUAA
Molecule: messenger RNA, 903 nt
Organism: Clonostachys rhizophaga
Lineage: Eukaryota; Fungi; Ascomycota; Sordariomycetes; Hypocreales; Bionectriaceae
Source: the annotation of a GenBank genome assembly